AUGGAGUCUUACGGAAAUGUUUUCGAUGAAGAAUGGGUGAAUCUAAGCUCGAUGUUCUCUUGUGAACAAGAUUCAGAUCAUUUCAUAGGCCAUGGAUUGUUCUCAAGUGAACAUGAUCAUGGUAUGAGUCUUGAAACUUCAAUUCUUUGGCCCGAUAAUGCCAAUGAGUCUAAUAGUUGUAGUUCAUCUGAUCAUGAUCUUAAAUCCAACUAUUAUUCCCAAGAAAGUAGCAAUGCCACAAACUCCCCUACCUACCCGUGCCACGAUAUUUUCCAAGUUUGUCCUUCUAGUACACUUAUGCACAACGUAUCUGAUCAAUGCGAGGAUCUAUGCAUGAUGGAAGGUGAUACUAGUAGCAAUUUCUUGUUACUAGCUCAAGUUUUUUCUGACGAGGCAAUGGAAGAAAUUCUUGGUUUGAAACAAGAUGAAGUGGUGGAGAAGGGUAAAAUGGAGCAUUCAGUUGCUCAGCCUAUGCCCAUUGUUAAGGAGACCCUCUUAAAGAGGAAGUAUGAAAUGGUUGAACAUCCCAUGAUCACAUUGGAAGAAGACAACAAAGGGAAAAUCGAUAAGAACCCCAAGAAGAAAACUCGUGUUUCAAGAGUUGCAGUUGAUAAAAACAAGAAGAUUUCACUACCAAAGAAGAACCAAAAGAAUUCCUUUGACAACGACGAGGAAGAUGGCAAAGAGAAUCAUAAACGUUAUGAAAAAAUUGCCAACAAUGGAAGAGGCAAUAAUGUACAAAGUUCAAGUUCUUGUAGCUCCGAGGAUGAUUCAAAUGCCUCUCAAGAUUUGGAUGGAGGGGCAACAGAGAAAACAAGGGCUGGUAGAGGCGCUGCAACCGAUCCCCAAAGCAUCUAUGCCAGGAAAAGAAGAGAAAGAAUAAAUGAAAGACUUAGAAUCCUUCAAAACCUUGUACCAAAUGGGACAAAAGUUGACAUUAGCACAAUGCUUGAAGAAGCAGUUCAUUAUGUCAAGUUCUUACAGCUUCAAAUUAAGUUGCUUAGCUCGGACGAUAAGUGGAUGUAUGCCCCGAUAGCGUACAAUGGAAUGGAUAUGGGUCUUUACCAAAACAUUUCACAAACCUUAUAA
Messenger RNA from Erigeron canadensis, 1089 nucleotides. Its product is annotated as transcription factor bHLH84-like. NCBI's taxonomy places the organism in Eukaryota, Viridiplantae, Streptophyta, Magnoliopsida, Asterales, Asteraceae. Gene Ontology annotation, cellular component: nucleus. Gene Ontology annotation, biological process: regulation of transcription by RNA polymerase II. The record is from RefSeq and is a predicted model, not a curated record. The coding region runs from base 1 to 1089 and encodes 362 amino acids. The transcript is spliced from 4 exons. Gene Ontology annotation, molecular function: RNA polymerase II cis-regulatory region sequence-specific DNA binding; DNA-binding transcription factor activity, RNA polymerase II-specific; protein dimerization activity.